This is a messenger RNA of Rattus rattus (black rat), 1892 nucleotides long. It is a transcript of the gene Asphd2, whose product is annotated as aspartate beta-hydroxylase domain containing 2. The transcript is spliced from 3 exons. Lineage: Eukaryota; Metazoa; Chordata; Mammalia; Rodentia; Muridae. Bases 554 to 1585 code for a protein of 343 amino acids. The record is from RefSeq and is a predicted model, not a curated record.
UCCCUUCCGUAACCCUGCGGGCAAGGCCACUAGAUCACCUCCUGGCUGAGUGGCAGAAAGAGCCCUGCCCCCACCACAGAGGUCACUGCAGGUCACCCACUUGCUUUUCCAACUGAUAUUAACCUGACUUACAGUGUGUUUGGGAAGAGGAGGGGGAAUGUGAUAGCCCUCUGCUGUAUGAGGCUGGAUCUCCAUCUUCCUGAAACUGUUAGGCCUUUUCCAGUCACAACACUCAUGCUGCCGCUCUCUGGUUUCCAUCCCAGGUUUGGACGUCAUGAAAGCCCUUUCACGGUGACUGACUGCAUUUGCUAAUGGGACCUAAGGCAGAGCCCUCCGCCCCACUGCAGUGACUUUUCCUAGUGGGCCCAGCUGGCAGGCCUCACUGUUGAUCAAUGGAGCCCUUGGCAGGAACCGAGGGACAGUGGCAGCCGUGCCUCCCCCUGCCACCACCACUCCUUCUGCCGCCUGCUAACCUGCACGCUGUGGGUGCCCUAGAGACCCCCAGAGGACUGACCGUCUGAGCCAGUUUCCUUCGAGCACCGAGUCCCUCAAGAUGUGGCUGGAGUGGCUGGUGGCCUGGAGCUGGUCUCUGGACGGCCUGAGGGACUGCAUCGCCACUGGUAUCCAGUCCGUGCGGGACUGUGAUGGCACAGCUGUCAUCACUGUGGCCUGCUUGCUCGUCCUGUUUGUGUGGUACUGUUACCAUGUGGGCCGAGAACAGCCCCGACCCCACGUAUCCGUCAACUCCCUCCUGCAGGGCGUGGAUGCCAACGGGUUACAGAACGGAUCCAUGUACUGCCAGUCCCCUGAGUGUGUGCGCUGCACGCACCACGACGGCCUCAACCAGAAGCUCUACCACAACCUGCAGGAGUACGCCAAGCGCUACUCGUGGUCUGGCAUGGGCCGUAUCCACAAGGGCAUCCGGGAGCAGGGCCGCUACCUCAGCAGCCAGCCCUCCAUCCAGAAGCCCGAGGUCUUCUUCCUGCCUGACCUCCCCACCACGCCCUACUUCCCCAGGGACGCCCAGAAGCACGAUGUGGAGCUGCUGGAGCGGAACUUCCAGGCCAUCCUCUGCGAGUUCGAGGCGCUCUACAAAGCCUUCUCUAACUGCAGCCUCCCUCAGGGGUGGAAAGUGAACAGCACCCCCAGCGGGGAGUGGUUCACCUUUGACUUUGUCAGCCAGGGCGUUUGUGUCCCCAGGAACUGCAGGAAGUGCCCUCGGACUUACCGCUUACUCGGCAGCCUCCGGACCUGUAUUGGGAACAAUGUUUUCGGGAACGCCUGCAUCUCAGUGCUGAGUCCUGGGACCGUGAUCACGGAGCACUAUGGGCCCACAAACAUCCGAAUCCGGUGCCACCUAGGUCUGAAGACUCCCAAUGGCUGUGAGCUGGUGGUGGGGGGUGAGCCCCAGUGCUGGGCAGAAGGCCGAUGCCUACUCUUCGACGACUCCUUCCUGCACACCUCGUUCCAUGAAGGUUCUGCUGAGGAUGGCCCACGGGUAGUCUUCAUGGUGGACCUCUGGCACCCAAACGUGGCAGCUGCUGAACGUCAGGCCCUGGAUUUCAUCUUUGCUCCAGGACGAUGAGAACAUUGCCUGGGCCGGAGCCAGGCUGAGUGGAUGGGUAGACUGUGUUAUUGCCUACCCUGACUGUGCUCUGAUCUGUGCUGGGAGCAUGAAUGGCUUCCUGUCACUGCGGGGCGUCUUUCCUUUGGUUACUGGGAACUUCCUAGGUUUCUUUCCCUUUCUGGCUAUUUUCUGGGACUUCUGACCUACUAGUGUGUCCCUUUGGCUGUGACCAGAGGCUCUGUGCCUCUCCCGUCUGUGUCACUUUGCUACCUGGUGUCCUCUCCGUGUUCUGGAAUAGAGUAACCAAAUGGCUGUUUUGUCUAAA